Messenger RNA from Engraulis encrasicolus (European anchovy), 2360 nucleotides. RefSeq names its product thymocyte selection associated family member 2 (gene themis2). Gene Ontology annotation, cellular component: cytoplasm; nucleus. NCBI's taxonomy places the organism in Eukaryota, Metazoa, Chordata, Actinopteri, Clupeiformes, Engraulidae. Bases 18 to 2267 code for a protein of 749 amino acids. Gene Ontology annotation, biological process: T cell receptor signaling pathway. The record is from RefSeq and is a predicted model, not a curated record. The transcript is spliced from 8 exons.
CUGGUCGUCACUCAAGGAUGGAGGGGUCAGGGACAGUCACGUCCCUCCAGGAGUUGAUAGCAUCCAUAGACCGCGCCACGCUACCGCGCAUUCUCCAGGUUUGUUCGGGAGUCUAUUUUCAAGGGUCCGUGUACGAGUUGUCGGGGAGUGAGGUGUGCCUGUCCACUGGGGACCUGGUCAAGGUCAUCGACCUGAAGCUCCUGUCUGCCAGCUGCACUGACAUCUCCUCCAAUAGCACAUAUGAACUCCCAAUCGACCACAAAGGGCUGUUCAAGGUGGUUGCGGAGGACAUGGCGUACAGCUCUGUGGAGGAGAUGGUGGGCCUGCUGCCGGUGGGGGUGGACGUUGUGGGCUCCUUCUCCUUCGUCACCCGCUCCCAGCUGACCGUGGGUAACUUCUCCAUGGCGCCGGGACAGGUGCUGACACUGCUCUCCUCCGACCAGGGCUACGCCCGCUGCCAGGUGACAGGUCCAGAAGGCUCCAAAGUGGAGGUGCGUAUCCCUCUGUCUCAGGCGGGCCUGUUCUACGAGUGUCAGAGUGAGCACGGCUACUCGCUACGACAGAUCCUGUCGUCCGAGCGCCUCCGCAGCCGACGCUUCCGCAGCGUGACCUCCAAGUCUUGCGGGGGACCGUUGCUCUUCUCUCCCAUCUACCAGAUAGAGGCUAUCAUGCACAUGAGGAAAAACAUUGUCAACUUCCCCUCCAGCCUGGAAGUGGACGUGGUGGACGUCACAGAAACCAGCCAGCACAUCGAGUUUGUGAAGCCCCUCACCCUCCCAGAGGUGUGCGCCCAGCACCCACACCCCCCACAAGGAGGAGACGCCGCCGCCGCCGCCGCCACCAUCUUCCCCGUCGUGGCGGAGAUCCUGGAGGCGCCCGAGGCCUCGCGCCACUUCUUCCAGUGCGAGUGGCACCCGCGGCUGCAGAAGGGCGCGCGGCUGGUGCUGCACGGCCACGGCGAGCGCAGCAUGGUGCUGGCCUCCACGCCGCAGGGCCGCAAGGCGCGCCAGUACUUCCUGCUCCAGUCGGAAUACGCCGGCAGGCUGCGGAGGAAGGCCAGGGAGUUCGGCUCGGUGUACGAGCUGUACGUGGCUGCCAGCCGGGUGGGAGGUGGAGGUGGGUCGGUUGGGGGCGGAAAGGGGGUGACGAAAGGAGGUGGUGUGGGCGAGGGGCUGAGGGUGAGCGCUACGCGGAACUGCGAGGCGGUGGAGGAGGAGGGGCUGCCGGAGCUGGAGGUGGGGGAGCAGCUGGAGGUGCUCAGGUGUGAACCGGUGGAGCUACCUAGCACAGGUGAAGGGGGCAAGGCCAAACAGAGGGUGGAAGCACUUUUGUGCAGGCGCAUACAGGAAGAUGACGACGACGACGACGACGAUGACGAAGAAGUCGAAGACGAUGAGGACAAAGGAGGAAAGGGGCACAGCAAAGCGGACCUGGUCCACUUGCCGCUGUUCAUGGGAGCCCAAUUCAUGGAGGUCAUCUCGGACAAGAGGAAGUACAGCCUGGCCGAGCUGGGGAAGGGCUUCUCUCUUCCCCUGGACGUCAAGGUGGCGUCGCGGGACCCCGACCUGGAGAAGGACCCUCUCCCUGGACUGCCGGUCCUCAGGCUGGAGGAGAUGGCAGUGGAGCCCUGUGUGCGUGCCAGCCUCCUGGAGAAACCUCACCUCUGCUUCGAGCUGCCCACGAACUGGCUGCACAUGUCUGUGUCCUUCACGUCCGAACCCUUACCCUGGCCAAGGGAACGAGCCCCGAGGCUCUGCCUGGAGACAGUCACCGAGGUCAAGGAGCAGUUCUACUACGAGUUCCGCAAGCUCACCACCAACCAAGAGGCCGCCCCGCCUCCGCGGCCCCCCAAAAGGGCAACGUCUCAGGAGCCGACGGCCAAACCCAAACCGCUGGCCAAAUCAACCAGGGACAGGGAGAGGGGCAGGGACAGGGAUAUGAAGAAGGACACGCCCCCGGAACUGGGAAAGAAGACCAGAAGCAUGUCCACCAGCCUGUGCCAGCUGUCAUUGGACAGUGGAAGACAGAAGAGAAAUCCUCCUCCUCCUCCGACCCCGACAGAGAGUGCCGUCGAUGAGCCACCGCCGAUCAUUCCUAGAAAGCCAGAGGCACACAGGGUGAGCAGCACAGUCCCCAACACCUACGUCAGGGGUCCCAAGAAGAAAAAGGACAAGACCAGAGGGAGAUGUGACUCAGACAGCGAGCACGACUACGAGACAGUAGAGGACAUGGUGAGGAAUGCCCAGGAGAGCGUCAUGUUCUACUGACCCAACGUCAGCCAAUCGGAUGCAUCACAUGCACACAAAAAAAGAAAUCAAAGACUUAAAAAAGAAGACAAAAAUAUGUGGACCUUUGAGGAC